Molecule: messenger RNA, 1918 nt
Organism: Miniopterus natalensis
Lineage: Eukaryota; Metazoa; Chordata; Mammalia; Chiroptera; Miniopteridae
Source: RefSeq, a predicted model, not a curated record
CCAGCAGCUUCCACAGAAGCCCCGGGCUGUCUCGGGCGCGGCCGGCUGGACGAACGGACAGACAAACAGAGGACGCCAAGGGCGCGAGGCCCGUUGGGGCCGGCCAUGGAAGGAGCUUCGUUUGGCGCGGGCCGGGCGGGGGCCGCCCUGGACCCCGUGAGUUUCGCGCGGCGGCCCCAGACCCUGCUGCGGGUCGUGUCAUGGGUGUUCUCCAUCGCCGUCUUCGGGCCCAUCGUCAACGAGGGCUACGUGAACUCCGACGACGGCCCGGAGCUGCGCUGCGUCUUCAACGGGAACGCAGGCGCCUGUCGCUUCGGCGUCGCGCUCGGCCUCGGCGCCUUCCUCGCCUGCGCCGCGUUCCUGCUGCUCGACGUCCGCUUCCAGCAGAUCAGCAGCGUCCGCGACCGCCGCCGCGCGGCCAUCGCCUUCAGCUUCUUCUCCAUCCUCAGCUGGGUGGCGCUCACCGUGAAGGCCUUCCAGCGGUUCCGCCUAGGCACCGACAUGUCGCUCUUUGCCACCGAACAGCUGGGCACCGGGGCGGGCCAGGACUACCCCGGCUACCCAGUGGGCAGCGGUGUGGAGGGCACCGAGACCUACCAGAGCCCGCCCUUCACCGAGACCCUGGACACCAGCCCCAAAGGAUACCAGGUGCCCGCCUACUAGUGGCUGGCAGGCCCAGAGCGGGGCUGGAAGGCUGCCCCACCAAUGCAGGGCCCAAGGCCUCCUGGGACCUCCCUCAGGCCCUUCUGGCCCAACUCCCAGGAUGGAGGGGCGGCCACUGUGGGCCAUCUGGGGCCAAGAGAGGGUGGCCCCCAGGGUGUCUGGGCUGUAUUCCCCAAGUCCGCCCAGUACCUUUAAUCCCCAGCCCCAGGCCUGAGGUCUUGAGGAGGGGACAGCACAGCCCUGGACAUGUGUCCUCCAGCCUCCAGUGGACCAACCUGGGCAGGGGCCAUUCCCCUCAUGAGGCAGCCAGCCCAGGGCUCACCUGCCCACUCUGGCAUCAGGGAUCCAGCUGCCCUCCAUAGCCAGGUGCAGGGCCUGCCCCAGACUGGGGGCAGGAAUACUGCCAUGACCCAGGGAGCUCGGCCACUGUCCCCCUCCCAUGUCCCCGUGGGUAGUGACAGUCCUUGUUCCUGUCAUGUUGGUUCACCCUGUAGGGCCAUGUGCUCUGUCUGGAGCCUCCAUUUCCUCUCACCUGCUCGCUAGAGUAGCCUGGCCCUGUUGAUGUUGUGAUUGUGGUCAAGUUUUCAAGUUUCACCUGGUAGUUUCCCACAAGCAGCCCCUCUCUCUGUGGCCCCUUCUCCAUCCAACCCUUCCAUGCCUUGGCCCAGGCCUCUGCCUGGAUGCGAGUUGUUUUGGCCAAGAAGGCACAACAUGACUGUUGGCUUGGGCACCAGCCCUCUCCCAGCUCUUCAGUAAGACUUUACCCAAGGGAGGCUUGAGACACCUUCGUGCCUGGCAAUACAAGCCCCUUGAGAGGACAGAAGCUUUAUCUGCCCAUGGUGCCCUGGAGACAGCGUUCCGUACAAACCCUUUUACCUUGGCUUCCUGGGCCAGUCCUUCAACUCUCCACCCUGCACCCCAUAUUAAGGUCCAUUUCAAGGUUGGGGUCCCUCUGCAUAGCUGACUACUCAAGCAUUGCUCGAAGCUGGCUUUUCGCAUUAUACCAGAUGCAGUUGCCACAUUUCAUUCUUACAGACAGAUGCCUCUGGAGUUGCAGUUGAGUGACAACCCUGUACAUUGUAGCAUAGAUCAAUUAUGUUUGGAUAUUUCAGUGAACAUGUUUACAAUUUUUGUAUAUAAGGAUCUCUCCCUCUUCUGAAAGAACAAUCUGUGAUUGUGUAUUUUCAGUGUCCCGUGUUCCAACUGCAACUUCUUUACAAUAAAGACUGUAAAUGAGUUUACUGUGGCCCAGACA